AUGUCGUACUUCCAGAAUCAGAUCAGCUCGUUCAACAGCAGCGCCAAAUCAGCUGCAACCCGUCUUCCACAAGACCGACGAACAGCUGGAAGUACCCUUGCCGCUGCAAGAUCAUCUUCCAUAGCGGCAGCUGCUAGCACGCAAGCCAACUCCUCUGCCGCGUCUGCGGCGAAUGGCCGCCGCCAUGAUGCGGAUACUGUCUAUUCGCAACCGGUGAACACAGGCACGGGAAAGGAUAUCAUGACCCAAGUUGUGUUCGCAAUCGACCACAUGAAAAGCAAAGACUACUCCCUCAAGUUCUCUGACAUUCUAUCUUAUCUGUCUUUACACCAGCAGGGUCAUGACCCUGGUUACAUUCAGGCGCUGAAACGUAUUCUCCAGUCUCAUGAGAAAGUGCAAUAUGAUCCCUCAGGUGCCAACGGUGAGGGUACAUUUCGCUUUAAACCCCCACAUGACAUCCGUACUGCGGAGCAGCUGCUUCGGAAACUCCAAUCCCAGCCAACAGCGCAGGGCAUGAGUGUGCGCGAGCUGCGGGAAGGGUGGCCCACAAUUGUUCAGACAAUCGACAAGUUGGAAAAAGAAGGCAAACUGCUCGUUACUCGGAAUAAAAAGGAUGACCAUCCGAAGAUGGUGUGGGCAAAUGACCCCUCCCUCAUCCAACACUUCGACCCCGAGUUCCGCGCGAUCUGGGAGAAAAUCAAGAUCCCCGACCAGCAGACAGUCACUGAGGAACUGGAAAAGGCUGGCAUUACACCCACCAGCAAGAAUAAGGUAAUGAAACCAAGACCAAAGGUUGAGAAUAAAAAGGUGAAGAAGGCACGCAGGAGUGGCAAGACAACUAAUACGCAUAUGACUGGAAUCUUGAGGGACUAUUCCCAUCUUAAGAGAUGA
Paracoccidioides brasiliensis Pb18 is the source of this 891-nucleotide messenger RNA. RefSeq names its product transcription factor TFIIE subunit TFA2. Gene Ontology annotation, cellular component: transcription factor TFIIE complex. Gene Ontology annotation, biological process: transcription initiation at RNA polymerase II promoter. The record is from RefSeq and is a predicted model, not a curated record. The coding region runs from base 1 to 891 and encodes 296 amino acids. The transcript has a single exon.